UUUCAGCAUAUGGUGCAGAUGUAUGUAGUAGGUUGAUGAAAUAACUCUACAUAUGCUUAGUUACUAAAUGAUUUUAUUACACACUGAAAUGGAUAAUCAUGGCUGAUGAGGAGCUAUUAAAAAACACCAAGGAUUCUGUCAUUUUCUCUGAUAAAGAGACUGUGGAAACUAACAAUUUGAAAGAUCAAGAAAAGAUGGGCCAAGUAUCAGUGGAUGUUAAUGUAUCUGGUAGUAAAGAAGCCCUGGAAAGAGAAAAUUAUGAGAGUAAAAGUAAAUUGAAGUUGUUCAUUUGUGCAUCUGGGAUUCUGGUAUGCUACUUUUACUAUGGGAUAAUACAGGAGAUGAUUACAAAGGGGAAAUAUGGAGAGGGAGAAACACAAGAAAAGUUCACAUACACACUAGCAUUAGUGUUUGUUCAAUGUAUCAUCAACGCUAUAUUUGCCAGAGCAACUAUAGCUGUAACCAAACCAGGUGAAGAUAAGACUCCAAUAUGGUUCUAUAUCAGUUGUUCUCUCACCUAUCUUGGUGCCAUGUUGGCCAGUAAUCACUCCCUACAGCAUGUCCCAUACCCUACUCAGGUGCUGGGGAAGUCUAUAAAGCCCAUCCCUGUGAUGAUACUUGGAGUCCUAUUAGCAAGAAAGCGCUAUCCAUUGGCCAAAUACCUCUGUGUCUUCCUCAUUGUUAGUGGGGUGGCCCUAUUUAUGUAUAAAGAUAAAAAAUCUACAGCUGCUUCUUCAGAUACUCUGUUUGGCUUUGGAGAACUUUUAUUGAUUAUAUCUCUCACCUUAGAUGGUCUAACAGGGGCCUCUCAAGACCGCAUGAGGACUGAGCAUAUGACCAAGGCCCACCACAUGAUGCUCAAUAUGAACACCUGGUCCAUACUAUGGCUAGGCACAAGUCUUGUGCUCACUGGUGAGGGUAUAGCAUUCCUAGGGUUUGUGCAGAGACACCCCACAGUCCUCAUCAACAUGGUCAGCUUCAGUGUGGCCAGUGCACUCGGUCAGAACUUCAUUUUCAUCACAGUGACAUCAUUCGGUCCAUUGACUUGCUCUAUCGUCACAACAACCAGGAAAUUCUUCACAAUUCUCGGUUCUGUGUUUCUGUUUGGGAAUCCAAUGUUAGGCCGACAGUGGGUAGGAACUUUGCUGGUCUUUAUAGGCCUUGGGCUAGAUUCAAUUUAUGGAAAGGCCAAGAAAAAGAGUUAACCAAUGUGAUAUUUAGGUACUAGCAGCUAGGAUAUUUUUGUAUACUUAUAAAUGUUUGGGGAAGGUUAUAUCUAGACAAUUUUCUCAUUCCUAAAAGGAAUCAGGUCAAUAUAUCAAAUGUACACCCACAAACUAAAUUGAAUACUGUAAAACGGGUAUUGUUAGCGAGGGGUAAUUGUUAGCGAUUGUUAGCGAUCGCUAUAGUUUCGCUA
Messenger RNA from Owenia fusiformis, 1417 nucleotides. The record is from the annotation of a GenBank genome assembly. Lineage: Eukaryota; Metazoa; Annelida; Polychaeta; Sabellida; Oweniidae.